CUUUCCCUUACCUAGCUGGUUUUUGACAAGACCGAUUCUUUUUUUUUCUGUGUUGAUUGCAGCAAGACCGACAUAAUGAAGCUCAACGUUUCUUAUCCCGCUACGGGAUGCCAAAAGCUGUUCGAAGUUGUCGAUGAGCACAAACUGCGUGUGUUCUACGAGAAGCGUAUGGGCCAAGUUGUGGAAGCCGAUAUUCUGGGUGAUGAAUGGAAGGGCUAUCAGCUGCGCAUCGCUGGUGGUAACGACAAGCAGGGCUUCCCCAUGAAGCAGGGUGUGCUCACUCACGGUCGUGUGCGUCUCCUGUUGAAGAAGGGACACUCCUGCUACCGUCCACGCCGCACUGGUGAGCGCAAGCGCAAGUCUGUGCGUGGCUGCAUUGUUGAUGCCAACAUGUCCGUGCUGGCUUUGGUUGUCAUCAAGAAGGGCGAGCAAGAUAUUGCCGGUCUGACAGACACAACGAUUCCACGUCGUUUGGGCCCCAAGCGUGCCAGCAAGAUCCGUAAGCUGUACAACUUGACCAAGGAGGAUGAUGUCCGUCGCUUCGUUGUGCGCCGCCCAUUGCCCGCCAAGGAGAACAAGAAGGCCACCUCCAAGGCACCCAAAAUUCAGCGUCUCAUCACGCCCGUGGUGCUGCAGCGCAAACACAGACGCAUUGCUCUGAAGAAGAAGCGCCAGCAGGCUUCCAAGGAGGCUGCUGCCGAUUAUGCUAAGCUCCUGGUUCAGCGCAAGAAGGAGUCCAAGGCUAAGCGCGAGGAGGCCAAGCGUCGCCGUUCCGCCUCGAUCCGUGAAUCGAAGAGCUCUGUUUCAAGUGACAAGAAGUAAAUGUGAAAUGGCCGCCAACAACUGCUAAACAUCUACCCAAAUCGUAUAAGAAACAAAUUUGUAGCCAUUUGUUAAUAAAUCGUGAAUGGUCAAAAGAUAUACCUAAGUCAAA
Drosophila novamexicana is the source of this 934-nucleotide messenger RNA. RefSeq names its product 40S ribosomal protein S6 (gene RpS6). NCBI's taxonomy places the organism in Eukaryota, Metazoa, Arthropoda, Insecta, Diptera, Drosophilidae. Gene Ontology annotation, cellular component: ribosome. The coding region runs from base 76 to 822 and encodes 248 amino acids. The record is from RefSeq and is a predicted model, not a curated record. Gene Ontology annotation, molecular function: structural constituent of ribosome. Gene Ontology annotation, biological process: translation. The transcript is spliced from 3 exons.